AUGCUUUAUAUUGACAAUCCCGUUGAAGCUGGAUUUUCCUUCACCCAGAGCGAGGAUGGCUACGGAACUAACCAGUUCGAUGUCGAUUGCGACCUGUUUGAGGCUCUCCAACAGCCCUUCACAUUAUUCAACGAAUAUGCCCAGGACGAUUUCUAUAAUACCGGAGAGUUAUGGGUUAGUCAUUACGAAAAUAACUUGAUACCUCGGAUUUUGCUUACUAUAUCCUUAGUCUACACAGUUCAUAAGGACAAGGGUAAAGCAAUGAUGAGGUUGACCAUCGCCGACAGUUUCUGCGACGCGCUAACGAUGCCGAAUCAUGCCGACUUUCUCUCGACAACAAGCAGGCGACCCAUUUCCAAACUGAACAUUAUAAGGUUAAGAACUUUAUUGAGCAAGAAGACUGCGUUCAAGAUCUUCGAUCAGCUUCUUUUAAAAGGCAAACAAGCAAAUGGAACUAAGAGUUAUUUUAAUGAUGUCACCGGGUUCAACUCCUCCUAUAACUGCCUGUUGUUAUCCAAUGAACCAGCCAACUUUGAAUACUAUAACCAGUUUGUGCAGACGACCCAGAUCCGAAAAGCCGUCCACGUAAGUGACCGGACCUACAACGACGGACCUGUUGUCGAGAGUAAAUCUACGGGCGACAUUAUGCGUUCGUCCAAGCCCUGAAGUGCCGAAAUGAUGGAAAAUUACAAGAUAAUAAAUAAAACUACUGGCCAGCCCGUAGGUUAUGUACGUCGGGCAAAACAGUUUACGGAGGUUCUGGUUAAGAACGCCGGCCAUAUUCUCCCCCACGACGAACCCGGCAGUGCUUGCGAUAUGAUCGACCACUUCGUCAACAACCGUUCAAUUGAGGUUCAAUACAAGCAUACGCGUAGAGGACGAGCGACGGAACGAAAGAAUCGAAACAUCGAUUGUGAUUUUGUACCAAGCUCUUGCUAAUGUAGAAUCAAUCCGUUUCCAGCUGAUGGUUAUAUGUGUUGCAAUUUACACAAUAUACAAUGAGCAAUAAUGUUAGACACGUCGCAUACUUUUACCCACAUUCGGAAAAUCCUAUAAUCACGUAGCAACAACUAUGAGAGACCAAAAAAUCUC
This is a messenger RNA of Varroa destructor (honeybee mite), 1092 nucleotides long. RefSeq names its product probable serine carboxypeptidase CPVL. NCBI's taxonomy places the organism in Eukaryota, Metazoa, Arthropoda, Arachnida, Mesostigmata, Varroidae. The record is from RefSeq and is a predicted model, not a curated record.